Clupea harengus (Atlantic herring) is the source of this 1463-nucleotide messenger RNA. It is a transcript of the gene ubfd1, whose product is annotated as ubiquitin family domain containing 1. Lineage: Eukaryota; Metazoa; Chordata; Actinopteri; Clupeiformes; Clupeidae. The record is from RefSeq and is a predicted model, not a curated record. Gene Ontology annotation, molecular function: RNA binding; cadherin binding.
ACGCGGUAGGGACAUUUAGAAACGCCUAUUCUGUACGGACACCCUUUAGUCCAAUUGGUUAUAGCACGUUCUUUCCCAUCAGGCAAUCCUCAUGUUGUACACAAUCAUCAUGGCGGCGCAGGAUGGAAGUGAAGGUGUAGUCAUGGAAGCAGAAGUCAGUGUCAAGGACCCAGACAUUUUCUGUGAGGAUGAUGGCAAAGGGGAAGAAGCAGGAACUGAACAAGCAUCUCAUACAGAUGGGGAAAACUCUUCAGCUCAGGUCGCCGAUGUUAGUAAUGGAGAUGACUCUGACGAGGGGAAAGAAAUGGUAGAACUGAAAAUUAUUUGGAACAAGAACAAAUAUGAUCUUAAAAUCCCUUUGGAUGGAACUGGAGCCAAACUUAAAGAGAGGAUUCAUACUUUAACUGGUCUUCCACCUGCUAUGCAGAAAGUGAUGUACAAAGGACUGCUACCAGAAGACAAGACGCUACGUGAAAUCAAAGUAACGAAUGGGGCAAAAAUAAUGGUGGUUGGCUCAACGAUAAAUGACGUCCUUGCUGUAAACACACCAAAAGAAGUUAUUCAGCAAGAAGUGAAAGCUGAAGAGAAUAAAAAAGAACCUUUAUGUCGACAAAAACAACACAGAAAAGUACUGGAUAAAGGCAAACCUGAUGAUAUUAUGCCAUCUGUGAAAGGAACAAAGGAGCGCUUACCAACGGUGCCUUUAGCCGGAAUGUACAACAAGUCCGGAGGCAAAGUGCGGCUCACAUUCAAACUGGAGCAGGAUCAGAUCUGGAUCGGAACGAAGGAACGAACAGAGAAAAUUCCCAUGGGUUCUAUUAAAAAUGUGGUAACUGAACAAAUCGAAGGCCAUGACGACUAUCACAUGAUGGCAUUUCAGCUGGGUCCAACAGAAGCGUCUCAAUACUGGGUCUACUGGGUGCCUGCACAAUUUGUUGAUGCAAUCAAAGACACGGUCCUUGGAAAGUGGCAGUAUUUUUAAUGUGCCUCCUCAACUGACACUGAAGAACUGGGAUCCAGAACAAAACUGAGAAAUCAGAACUGGAGACUAUAACAUGUCCUGAAGAACUUUAAUUUUUGAUGCAUUCAAGAAAAAAAAAGCAAACUGAAGGAUUGCUGGUGGACAAAAUCCUCUUUUGGGUUUAAACUGCACUAAGUGACAGCAACCGUUAAAAACAUAAAAAAAGAAGAAAAAAAAGACAGAGAACCCAAGGAAAUCCAAGAAACAAUUGUACGAAUUGUACAAUUGUACAUUUCUCCCAGAUAUUCUGAAAUGAAUAAAAGUUAUUUAAGGAAAACACAACCAUGCACAAGGACAUAAUCAAUCUAGUAUUUUCUUUUUGUGCAACAACCCAAGCAAGCUUGCCAAAGUUGACUGCCGUUUACAAUGACCCCUGCUAAAGGUUCUGCUUUUCCUGUAAUGUAGACUGUGUACACAUAAAGAGUCCCUGCUUAUUAUCAUA